AGCACCAUCAGUGCCACGAGUGCCAUCGAAACGUGCCACGAUCGAAACGUGCCACGGUUUCCUCCAUGGGGACAGUUUGCUGUGUGGAAGAUUCUGGUACCGACUCCGUCGGGACCUCCAAAAUUGACAUGGAUGAGAGGGAGGCCGCUUCACCUGUGAAUGGAUCGAGUGAUAUGUUGCAGCAGUUGAAGGGUCAUUGGAUGCGCAAGGAAGACAAGAUGUCGCUGGGAGCAAUUGCUGGCAACAGCAUGGUGUGGGAGGCCGCCUACAAGCACAAACCCAGUCCUCUCUGGGAGGUUAGUGGCAACAAGAUCAAGAUGAGCCUGGGUGGAGAGGAGCACACAGGAACAGUCCUGUUGAAACAGUCAGAGAUUACUUGGGAAGAUGGCGAGGUCUGGGUGAGGAAAUGAAGGUCUUCAUAGUCUUCAUCUUGGCCAGAACGGCGGUUUGUUCCUAGUGCGACACUCUCCAUGGAUGAGAUAGGUUUGUUGCUGCUUCUUCCACUCCGUUUCCUCCUCAAAAUAUGCAGUUUAUGGCACAUUUCAACCAAAAGGAUUAAUGUAGCCCGUGAAUUCUGUGAACGAGUGUCUAUCAAUGUGUAUCAAUCUGUCGAUUUUCGCUUGUCAUUGCCUCGUUUCACACCUCAGGGGCUCCGUGGCCAAAGCAGACCCGGAGCAGAUGUGGAAUACAACUCAAAUAACAUUUGUCAAAAGCUUGCGACCAGGAUGAGAAAUCAAACAUGUGUUGCAAUCGUGGCGUUGGACUCUCCAUGACUCCGUGAAAGUGCAUUUUCUGGUUCGGAGCAUUGAAAAUUCGGCUUUAAGCAAUACAGUAUGUAG
Messenger RNA from Cladocopium goreaui, 839 nucleotides. The record is from the annotation of a GenBank genome assembly. NCBI's taxonomy places the organism in Eukaryota, Dinophyceae, Suessiales, Symbiodiniaceae.